Meloidogyne enterolobii is the source of this 1943-nucleotide messenger RNA. The record is from the annotation of a GenBank genome assembly. NCBI's taxonomy places the organism in Eukaryota, Metazoa, Nematoda, Chromadorea, Rhabditida, Meloidogynidae.
AUGAUUCCAAAAAAAUUUACAACUGCCAAAAAAUUUAAUGGAAAUGGAAUUCACCAGUUGAGGCAUUCAUUUUAUUGGUUUUGUGUUAGUGUGUUUCUGCUUUUUGAGUUGAAAAUUAUCGAGGGUUAUUUUCUUCGAAGAUUAACUUAUCGACUCUUUCCUGAUUUUUUAAUUUAUUUGAUUGAGUAUGCUGCUCUUUUUGUUACUGUUGCUAAUGCUGUUUUCUGCUUUGUUGUUUAUUUGGCUUUUAUUUACAAAUUGUUUAUUGCUCAAAUUUUGUCAGAAAAGUCUAGAUUGGACGCUCAAAAACUUAAAAGUGAUGACUCUCGAGCUUUAGAUGAAUCCGUUCGGGCAGACUGUAUCCAGUCUUUGUUUGCGUUCACUUCAGAAUUCUUUCGUCUUUCGAGCCUGCCUCAACAACCGCAAAAGGAUUUGAAUUUUACAUUUUCCACUUCCGCUACUGAUAGUUUGAGAAACUCUUCACUUUCAUCACUGGUUGGUUAUCGCGAUUCGCCACUUAACACAAGCGUUACAAGUGUUCACACAACUUCACAACUUCGACAAUUGCUUGAAAAUGAAACUUGUGAUUCAGUAAUCGAUCCAUCUGAUUGUACUGCAUUUUUCAAUCGGGAUUUUGAUUCCAAAUUUUUCUAUUACCCUGGUAUCGCUAAUUCUGCUGAUUUGAAAUCUAAUUUGGCUCUUGAUGCAAUUAAAUCAUUUAUUUCUGACUCUGAGGAUGCCACAGAGCAGCGUAGACCUUUGGCAACUGAAAGAAGGACUUAUCGCCGCUCCUUCUCUGCUACUGAUCCUGUACCAAAGGUUUAUGUCGAGACACGUCUUAAAGAGAUUCUCAAUGUUUACGAAUUAAAUGAAGCUGAUUUGGAACUCUACGAACUUAAAUUGAGAAUUUGGCUUUGCAAUACAAUUAUAAAACCUUUGAGUGAAAAAAUUAAUGAAAUGAAUUCUGAAUUGGCCGAAAAACAUGCAAACAUGAACAUUACGUUAGGGCAAACGCCAAUCGAUUUAAUUCAAACUGCAAUGGCGCAUCGAACAGAUUUGUGCAACACGUUUUUGCCAUUUAUUAUACCUUAUAUAAGAGUUCAUCAAAAUCAACAAUAUGUUGUCAAUAGGAUUCAUUCUUUUUCGCAAAAUAUUGCGCUUCAGGAAUACAAAUGGAAUUCUGGUGGUGAUACUAUUGCUAGAGACGAAAAAGAUGCUUUCUCUCGAAUUUUGCCAUGGAAUGAACAACAAAAGCUUCUGACAGAUGUUGAACUGAUUUGGCAUCUUUUUUGUACUUAUAUGGACUUUCACCUAUCUCCCUGUUCAAGCGCAUUCUCUGCAUUCUCAUCUGAUAUUGGAAACAAACCUUUCAGUAAUUUGUAUUGUGCAAAAUGCCCUUCAAGUUCAACCACGCCUGUCACAAUUUCAUCCUCAAAUUUAACUGAUUUAUUCCCUCCCGCAAUUGUUGCUAAAAAACAGAAACAAAAUUUGUUGCGUGGUGAAGAUGCUUCCUGUCAAAAUAUCGAGGAUGAUGGAGAAUUUUUUAUACGAAUGAAUGAGACAACUCCCCCAACCUUUGAAUUUGUUAUUGAUGGUGGUGUAACUGUAUUUCAACCUUCAAAAGGAACAUCACAAAAUUUUUGGAUUGUACUUAUACUUUUCCUGGCUCAUUUGAAGAAGUUUGCACGAAGCAGAAUUGGUGGACAUAUUCAUUUGACGGCAUUUAAUUUGGAUAUUUUUUAAUUAUUUUUUUAUUUGUUAGAGACGUAUGGCUCAGGGAUGUCGUGGGUUACGCGAAACUGAUUCGAAAAAUCUUUGAAAACUCGACUCGACUUUUUUCCUCUUAAUCCUACUAGCUGAUCCGACCCUAGACUUUGACAAGACCCGAAUCCGGAUUUUUUGACCCGACCCGACUUUUUUCAACCCGUGACAUUUCUGGUAUG